UCGUAGCUUCAGUCAGAAGGGAGUGGCAUCGGGAGUGGAAUUUCACUUCCUGUUGUUUCUCAGGUGAGUCAUCUGAGAAAUGUUGUCAAUGCUCCGGUUUGAGUCGACAUCAGAGUUUCAUGUGUGUUCCUUUUUUAUUAUUCUGUGGAAGCGCUAAGGGUACCUGGAUUUGACUACCAGGAAGUAAUUCUUCAGUCACUUUCGUGAGGACUACGUUUGGAGGACGGAAAGCUUGUGUUUCACUCCUUGUGCGGAAAGAACCCACCUUUUUAAAUAAGACUGACACUUUUUCUUCUCAAUUUGACUUAAGAUUUCUUUCACACAACUUCUGCUUUUAACUGACUGGGAACUUCGAGGAGACAAUUAGAAUGAAUUUACUUUUUGGAUGCCACUUCGCAGCGCUCUUCUUAGUUGGCUUUUUACACCUCACCGCUGGCCAGAGCACUGCCGAGACCUGCAUGUCCAAAUUCGAUAGAGGUAAAGAGAACUUUAUGCUCAAUGCCAAUGAAUCGGUGAAUGAAGGGGCCACGUUUCUCUCGUCGCCGAAAGUGGGGAGUUACAUGGACUGCGUAGUGUCCUGCUGUAAGGACCCGAGGUGCAACGUCGCUCUGAUGGAGAAACAAGGCGAGGACACCAUUAAAAUCUGCUAUUUGUUUGACUGCUUAUACAACAAGAUAAACGCCUGCCGCUUUGUCAAGAAGUCAGGAUAUUUCAGUUACGUCCUGAAGUCUCUCUCCAAGGAACUCAUCAGACACGAUGGUACUACAGAAGAAAAAAAGGACUCUCCGCCAGUGGCCAUUGCAGGUCAUGACAUAGUGGCCCAGCCUAAGGAGAGUGUGACACUCAGUGGCUUCCAGAGCAGAGAUGAAAAUGUGCAGACUUUAACCUUCAAAUGGACCAUGGUUACCGUUUACCCAUAUGCGAUCAUUGAGGAUACAAGUUUUCCUGAUCAGAUCACUGUGUCCAAUCUAACUUCUGGAAAGUACACGUUUAAACUGACAGUCACGGACACUGCUGGUCAGUCAGACAGCACUACGAUCAACGUCCUGGUCCUGACCCCUGAGGAGUCAGAGCACCACUGCAUGGUUCCAAAGAAAGUUGGUCCGUGCCGUGGUUCAUUCAAACGCUGGCAUUACAACGCUGCCUCUGAGAAGUGUGAGGAGUUCAUCUUUGGGGGUUGCCUGGAGAAUAAGAACAACUACAUUAAGGAGGACGAAUGCAAGAAAGCCUGUCAUGGCACAGGUGGUCCAUCUGGGCGAGGUCUGCAUAUUGCAGGAGAAAAGUGUGGAGCUCCAUGUACCGCUGAUCAAUUCAAGUGUGAUAAUGGUUGCUGUGUGGAUAGAGGACUGAAGUGCGAUGAAACGGCACAAUGCACGGAUGGAUCAGACGAGAAGAACUGCUAUGACUUUCAAAGCAACUUUCGUACUCUGUUGGACCUUAAGUUGGCUGGAAAAAGAGUGCACUGUACGGAUGAGCCAGAAACAGGAACUUGCAGGGAUAGCUUUACAAAGUGGUACUAUGAUCCCCGGUCGCAGAGUUGCACCCGCUUCAAUUACGGAGGCUGUGACGGAAACGAGAACAGAUUUGAAUCUCAGCAACAAUGUAUGCAAGAAUGUAAUGGUGUGACAGAAGAAGAUAUGUUUGACAAACAGAACAAAGCUGAGAAACAAGAGACCGACUCCAAUACAAGUAUUAUUGCCAUUGCUAUUGUCCUGGGUAUAGCAAUCGCCAUUGUCCUUGCCAUCCUGGGGUACUGCUGGCUGAAGAACAGACAGCCCAGCCACUCCCUGGUGUCUACUAGCAGCAAACCUCUGUGAAACCAUCUUACUCUCUUCUAAAUGCUUUAUCACAAAGACUCUGUGUUUGGAAGUGCAGGAAGACUUGUUUUUUCUUCUAAUUAAGUCUGUAUGUAGAUAUGUUUUGAAGAGGAUGAAUUCAAAAAGCAGAAAGUCUUUGAAGAAAUGUGAAGUGUUGCUUUAAGUGCUGCAUGCUACUGGAAUAAAUUGACACAGGAAUCUGUAAGAUGAGGUUAAGUGGGAAGGAUACAGGGGUGCCCAAAGUGGGUCCUCGGGGGCCUGUAUAUUUCAGUUCUCUCCCUGGUGGUAGUAACAACCUUUUCAGCAUUGUCAGUGUUCUUCUUAGGCCUUCUAUCGAGCCAUCAUUGGAUCCAGGUGCGUUAAACCAUGGAGAGAACUUAAACAUGCAGGAUGCCGGCCCUCGAGGACCCACUUUGGGCACCCCUGGAUCAGAACAUCAUGGCAGAGCAUCAGAAGAAACCCUCCCAUUAGAAUGCAAUAUUUGAUGUUUUCCUCCUUUCAUUUUGUAUCAGUUCUAAUUUAACAACUUUUACUGUUUAUUGUACAUUUGAAAGCAAAACUCCUUUCAACCAAACCCAGGAGAUCUCGUUUAUAUGUACACUUUUGACAUGAACAUGUUUUGUUUCUUGCAGGUUUCUUACUUUAACCUUAUUUUACACAUUGUUGUUACAUUCCAUUGAAUUUCACCCACAUGCAAACUGUUGUACAUAAUCUUGGGUUUAAAAAAAUAUUUUCUUAGAAGAACUUUUAUCAAUUUUUCUUUUACGCUUCAGUUUUUUUCAUAAGAUUCAUGUUUAACUUCACUAUUAAAUAUUUUAAUUAUCUGAUACAUUUGGAGAUAUAAUUUGAUAUAGACUGCUUUAGCUUUACUUAUGUCAUGAUCUGUGUCUUAAAUAAAAACGUUUAAACCAAA
Messenger RNA from Gambusia affinis (western mosquitofish), 2730 nucleotides. It is a transcript of the gene spint1a, whose product is annotated as serine peptidase inhibitor, Kunitz type 1 a. The record is from RefSeq and is a predicted model, not a curated record. Bases 369 to 1817 code for a protein of 482 amino acids. The transcript has 10 exons. Gene Ontology annotation, molecular function: protein binding; serine-type endopeptidase inhibitor activity. NCBI's taxonomy places the organism in Eukaryota, Metazoa, Chordata, Actinopteri, Cyprinodontiformes, Poeciliidae.